AUGUCUAAUGCGCAAACUAUUCAAAACAAUCCCGGUUGCCUUAAGGGUGUUGAGGCCCAGAGUCUAACCGUCCGUGUGCUUCUGCGCUCUCCAAAUGCCCCGAGAGAAUCGACCAAAUACAUGGGUCACGGAGUUUGCGACAGCUCGAGUCGCACGCAUACGUUUUCCGAGCCCACGGCGGAUGUGGAAACAAUACACCGCACUACGCUUUCCAUUCUUCGGCAUCUGUGUCCAGAUCCUCGCGAAUUACGUGGCCUUGGGCUCCAAGUAAACCGGCUCUCUCCUCCGAGUAGUACCGAACGAUCUUCCGCGUUAACCCAUCUGGAGCGUUACACGAUCGCUCCGAACUUGGCGACGAUCCCUCAGACAACUGUUGCAGCCAGCCCAAUUUUGGCUACAGACUGUAGUCCGGAGCCCUCACCUUCCCACGAUUCCCUCAGUCCCUUCGUGCCAUGUCUCACCCCAAUACAUUUAUUGGUUCAGAAACGACACAAACCACUGCGGAUCAAACCUCAUCGAACUAUUCGGUCUGCACUUAGCAUUAACUCCGAUAACGUGCCUCGUGCCUUCGAAAUCGAACCCACAUACGAUGAAGAUGUGGAUUCUGAGACCACGAAUAAGUUGGCCAGCGCGAACACUUCAACUCGAGACCUGUGCGAUUCUAGUGGAGCUCCAAGUUCUUUUGAUGCCAGGCGUGAGCAUGCAACUACCCACGAACAUCUAGUUGGGCAAAUAGAAUCCAGUGCCUGCAUGAUUCCGCCUCGAAGCGAGGAUUCAAACGCACGUAGCCGUUCCAGACAACACCACCCAAUCUCCGCAAGACUAAGUGUCAGCGACCUCAAGAUCAUGUUUAGAAACAAACCGACCGAUCGCAUUCGGCAAAUGCUGGCCAAUUGGAUUGUUACUGAACCGAGACCACUCUCAGAGGACGUGUGUGCGCUGGCCUCUUGUCUUGUCUCUCUGGUUCCGUAUAACUUGGAAGGCGUCCGAUCGUGCCUUAUCUGGCUGAAUCAAGUUAUGGACCAAUUCUGCCCACGUGGGUCUUCGAGAGAAGAAUGGAGAACAUAUAUUGCACGCAUACGCGCAACUGUGGAACAUUCCAUACAGCUGUGUUACAAUGCAAGCCUCCUACCGUGA
This is a messenger RNA of Dicrocoelium dendriticum, 1137 nucleotides long. NCBI's taxonomy places the organism in Eukaryota, Metazoa, Platyhelminthes, Trematoda, Plagiorchiida, Dicrocoeliidae. The record is from the annotation of a GenBank genome assembly.